UACGUGACGGAAUGUGGAGCUCAAAGCGCAGUGGCUCGCGAUUCUUGUUCUUUUUUUAGUACGUAUUAAAAAAAGAAGAAUGGUAGGCAAUUAUAGUCGGAUUAAUUUGCCGAUCAAAAUGGGGUAAGGAGAGAGCGACGGCGUUGGUGUAUGAAUGAUCCAGAUAGGGAUAGAGGCAUGCUCCUAUGUGCAUGUGUAUGUGGGUAUAUAUGCAAUGUGGGUGGUGGUUUUGAUCAAGUCUAGUUAUUCGAAGGUGUGAGGUGUGGGUUAGCAUUGAAUGAUGCAUGAGAAAACUGGAGGGACCAUUCCUUUGAAAAAGUACUAUAUAUUUCACUAUACUUUAGAAACGAGAAUUCACGGGACUUCUCUGAAAUCUCUGCUUAAAAGUUAAAAACUCAUCAUCUUCUUCAGCCAAACAGCCUGCUUUGCUUUUUUAUUACAUGAUGAUGAUGAAUCAAGACAGCCUAUAGUCUCUUUUCCUUCUCCACAUUAAUUUCCAUGCAAGUUUUUCUGUGCGUAUGUCUCUCCUGAAGAAAACAGAAAGGGCUAAUUUUCUGGGUCAUUACUGCAGGUUUUUGUAUUUUCAAGAUUUUCAUGAACAGUGCUUUGUGAAGAUCAUUACAUCUGAUUGAUAUAUAUAUAUAUAUAUACAUGAAACGCCAUAACGGGUCUUCGGUGUUUGUGUCUGGAACUCAUGUUUCUGAAUCAGUUCAUGCGUUUCCUCAAAUCAACUCACACCUUCAGAAGGAAAAACGUGCCUUGUGACCGUGUGUUUUGAGUCCAAGAAAGAAGCCUGGCAAAGAUUCAGAUUUUCAAAUGGCUGCGUCGUGUUUCAAUCCAUUUCGGAUGCGGAAGAACAAGAGCAGAUCUUCAUCAUUUCCUUCAUCUUCAAAAAGCCAGUUGUAUGGUGAUACUAAUAAUAUGGAGAAGAAGAGAUUCGACAGUCUGGAAUCAUGGUCCAUGAUUUUGGAUUCCGAGAACAUCGAAACAUGGGAGACAUCUAAGGAUGAUCAAGAGGAAUAUAUGGCUGAUCUUUCUCAGUUGUUUAUAGGUAAUAAAUUUGCUUCUGGAGCACACAGUAGAAUCUACAGAGGAAUCUACAAACAGAGAGCUGUUGCAGUAAAAAUGGUGAGGAUCCCAACUCAUAAGGAGGAGACUAGAGCUUUGCUCGAGCAGCAGUUUAAGAGCGAGGUUGCCCUGCUUUCGCGCUUAUAUCAUCCCAAUAUAGUUCAGUUUAUUGCUGCAUGUAAGAAGCCCCCGGUAUACUGCAUCAUUACAGAAUACAUGUCACAAGGGACUCUAAGAAUGUAUCUCAACAAGAAAGAGCCUUACUCCCUUUCAACUGAGACCAUUCUGAGAUUAGCCCUUGAUAUAUCAAGAGGAAUGGAGUAUCUUCAUUCACAAGGUGUGAUACACAGAGACCUCAAAUCGAACAACUUGCUUUUGAACGAUGAGAUGCGUGUUAAGGUUGCAGAUUUCGGCACCUCUUGCCUGGAAACACAGUGCAGGGAAGCCAAGGGAAACAUGGGGACUUACCGAUGGAUGGCACCCGAGAUGAUCAAGGAGAAACCUUACACUCGGAAAGUUGAUGUUUAUAGCUUCGGGAUUGUGCUGUGGGAGCUUACAACAGCGUUGCUUCCUUUUCAAGGAAUGACCCCUGUGCAAGCUGCUUUUGCUGUGGCUGAAAAGAAUGAGAGGCCGCCUUUAGUGGCAAGUUGUCAACCGGCGCUCGCUCACCUCAUAAAGCGCUGCUGGGCCGCGAACCCCUCAAAGAGGCCAGAUUUUAGUGAAAUCGUGCGUGCACUAGAGAAGUACGACCAGUGCGUAAAGGAGGGACUCCCUCUGACUCUGCACUCGGGGCUCGUGAGCCGGAACGCGAUUCUUGAACGCCUAAAAGGUUGUGUAUCAAUGAGUUCAUCCAUAUCUGUACAGGCCUAAAUCCGUUGGACAUGUAGUAUAUACAGCUAGCUGUUGUUUGAUCUGCUUCUUAUUUGGCUUACUGAAGUUUGUAGAGUUGUAGUUUCACUUUCAAGUUAGCUGCAUCCCAAGUCUUUUUAGCAGUUAUCUGAUAAGAAUCAGCUCAUUGAACAUCUCUUGAGUUGAGAUAAUUAAGAGCUUGUUCAUGGUAGAUUACUGAUGACUAAUGCUGUAGGUAUAAUUACUUGAAAAUUUUACUGUAACUGUGAUCGUUCUAAUCCUUCACCAA
This is a messenger RNA of Sesamum indicum (sesame), 2206 nucleotides long. RefSeq names its product serine/threonine/tyrosine-protein kinase HT1. Gene Ontology annotation, molecular function: ATP binding; protein serine/threonine kinase activity. The record is from RefSeq and is a predicted model, not a curated record. NCBI's taxonomy places the organism in Eukaryota, Viridiplantae, Streptophyta, Magnoliopsida, Lamiales, Pedaliaceae. Gene Ontology annotation, biological process: protein phosphorylation.